AUGGAUUGGAGUUGUUUGCGAGGACCGACGAAGGAGCUGUGGUGGCCUACAGCUAUGGCAGAUGUUAGAUGGGUUUUGCCGGAUUUUCAUAUAUGUCAUGACAAUGAUGAUUAUGAAGACGUAGAUGAAGAAUUGAAGACGCCAAGGGGUUUUUAUGACACAGUUGGAGACAAAAUUUGUCUUGGUGAAACCAAUUAUUUGAUGAAGUUGAAAGAGAUUUUACAGUUUAUGUCAAGAAGACCUACAGCUCUUCUCUUUGCGACACCUGCUUGCAGGAAGUUGAAGGGCUCCGAUAUGAAAGGAAUCCUACAUAAAACUCUAGCACAGAGAGCAGCAAUGGAUCGGGAUAGUCACUACACACAACUUAGAGUCAUUUUUGGCAAAGAUAUUAUGCCUCAAUGUGGAUCACAAGGAGCUCCAGCAAGCAUGUUUAUUGGUUCUUGCAAGAGACUGAAGAUCAUGAAGGGGUCUGAUGCUAUUGGUUUAGGGGGAACGAAAUAUACAACUUGCUUUAUAUGUAAAGAAGAAAGAUAUUUUAGUUAGGACUGUCCUAAAAGCGUUCAUGGAAUAGAUCUGAAGGAUCUACUAUUUUUUUUUAAAAAAAAUUACUUCAAUAGCAAAUAUAGCAACUUACUUUCACUUUGCAAUGAAAAUUAAUAGUUAAAAUAAUAAAUAGCAAACAGUAAACUCGAAGCACAUUGCUAUUUCUACGAUUUAAUCCUUCAUCGGGCU
Messenger RNA from Lactuca virosa, 732 nucleotides. The record is from the annotation of a GenBank genome assembly. NCBI's taxonomy places the organism in Eukaryota, Viridiplantae, Streptophyta, Magnoliopsida, Asterales, Asteraceae.